Molecule: messenger RNA, 1326 nt
Organism: Castor canadensis (American beaver)
Lineage: Eukaryota; Metazoa; Chordata; Mammalia; Rodentia; Castoridae
Source: RefSeq, a predicted model, not a curated record
AUGAAGCUACAAGGGUCCCUGGCCUGCCUCCUGCUGGCCCUGUGCCUGGGCAGUGGGAUGGCUGGGCCACUACACAGUGGAGGGGGGAACGCUGGAGCAGUUGCUGGACAAGAGGUGGAAGACGCCAUUGGCCACAGAGUUGGGGAGGCCGUUGGCCAUGCAGCCAGCCCUGGAAUCCAGGGGGCUUUUGACCAAGGGCAGGGAGGAGGAGUUGAGUCUGGAAUCAGGGAGGCCAGGGGAGAUGCUUUCAGCCCCCAGCUCAGGGAAGCAGCCCAAGAGCUUGGCAACACUGGAAGUGAGGCCAGAAGACAGGUGGAGGGCAUCGUUCGACGUGGACUGGGUGCUGCCCACAACUCCAGGGUUUGGGGAACAUCUGGAGGCCACGGCAUGUUUGGUUCUCAGGGUGGCCAAGGCCAGGGCAAUGUUGGAGGUCCAGGGACUCCCUGGGAACAAGGAACCAACUCUCUGGAAGGCUCCGUUGGUCAGGGAGGCGAUGGAGGGCCAUUCAACUAUAGGACCAAUUCUCAGGGAGCUGUGGCCCAGCCUGGCUAUGGUUCAGUGAGAGGCAGUAACCAAAAUUCGGGGUGCACCAACCCCCCACCGUCUGGAACUGAAGACAGCUCCAGCAACUCUGGGGGAAGCAGCAGUAGCAGUGGUGGCAGCAGUGGCCAGGGUGGCAAUGGUGGCCAAGGUGGAAGCAGUGGCCAGGGUGGCAGCAGUGGCCAGGGUGGCAAUGGUGGCCAAGGUGGAAGCAGUGGCCACGGUGGAAGCGGUGGCCAUGGUGGAAGCGGUGGCCACGGUGGCAGUGGCAGCAGUUCUGGGUCUGGAGGAGGAUCUGGUUCCGGCUCCUCAGGCAGUAGCAGUGGAAACAGCAGAGGCGGUGGUGGUGGAAAUAGACCUGAGUGUGACAACCCAGGGAAUGAGGUGCGUAUUUAUGGAGAAUCUGGGAGUCAGGAAAGCAGAGAGAAUGGUCACUUCCUUGGGGGCUCCCAAGGCAAUCAUGGGGGGCAAGGGUCCAACAGCAAUGGUGGAAGAAAUGACGCUGUCAGUGGACUCAAUACUGUGAACUCUGGGACAUCUCCCAUGCCCUUCAACUUUGACACCUUCUGGAAGAAUUUUAAAUCCAAGAUGGGUUUCAUUAACUGGGAUGCCAUUGAAAAGGGCCGCGUCCCAUCUCCCAGCACCCGAGCCCUGCUCUACUUCCGCCGACUCUGGGAGGACUUCAAACGCAACACUCCUUUCUUCAACUGGAAAGAAAUUGAGGCACAGGCCAUGAAGCUAGCCACUGUCUCUGCUCUGCCGCUGCUCCUGCUGGGCUCAGCCUAG